This is a messenger RNA of Caenorhabditis elegans, 343 nucleotides long. RefSeq names its product Plasma membrane proteolipid 3 (gene T06C12.9). The transcript has 2 exons. The record is from RefSeq and is marked reviewed. NCBI's taxonomy places the organism in Eukaryota, Metazoa, Nematoda, Chromadorea, Rhabditida, Rhabditidae. Gene Ontology annotation, cellular component: membrane. The coding region runs from base 9 to 284 and encodes 91 amino acids.
GUUUCAAAAUGGAAAUGUCUGAUAUUAACUGCGGACCGUCGGAAAUUGAAGUAAGGAACCCGUAUAUUGAAACUGACAAUGAUCGACUUGUUAUGGUUCUCCUAAUGUUGGUUCUCCCGCCAAUGGCAGUGUACUUCAAAGGCCGUGGAUGUACCAAGCAUGUACUAAUCAACAUCUUUCUCUAUAUUCUUUUGGUUCUCCCAGCGUAUAAGCAUGCAACUUGGUUCUGUUUUGUGAAGGGACGAGAAUGUGAAGCUGAGAAUGGAUUCGUGAGAGUUCGAUGAGAAACUGAAUUUUUACUUUGUAUGUGUAAAUUUGUGUACUUAUUGACCUGCAAAAUAAA